This is a messenger RNA of Perca flavescens (yellow perch), 1718 nucleotides long. It is a transcript of the gene asb16, whose product is annotated as ankyrin repeat and SOCS box containing 16. The coding region runs from base 362 to 1672 and encodes 436 amino acids. Gene Ontology annotation, molecular function: protein binding; transcription cis-regulatory region binding. The record is from RefSeq and is a predicted model, not a curated record. The transcript is spliced from 5 exons. Lineage: Eukaryota; Metazoa; Chordata; Actinopteri; Perciformes; Percidae. Gene Ontology annotation, cellular component: nucleus. Gene Ontology annotation, biological process: positive regulation of transcription by RNA polymerase II; intracellular signal transduction.
GUUUUUUUGAGCAACAAGCUUCUGACUGUGUCCACUAAGGAAGGGCAUUUCAUUUUGAGUUGUAAUAUUUGACAUAAAAGGGAAGCAAGACUUAAAUUGUGAUUUAAAUUCUGAAAGUUUUUAUUUGACCUCUGCUUGGACCCCUGUGCCUCACAACAGUUCCAGUGAAGGGUGAGUAAAAGCUGCAGGCUAACAUUUCCUCUGAAAUGUAACUGCACAGUGCUUCAGAGGCAAGACCCUGUUGCUUUUUGAGGAGUUUAAUGUUUGAACUUACAGGAUCAUGGCAUAAAAAAUCUACUUUUGAACUCGCUUUCUUUUGUACUACUUGUCAAAGUUUCCGGUGGGCUCACUUUAAGGUGCCAUGUCAAAGGACACAUUUCCGUUCACUUCUUCCUCACUCCGCUCCCUGAGACUGGAGCAGGAGCUUCAGGAGUGGGAGGAUGCUCGGCAAGCGUUGGCUCAUAGGAGAGCCAUGACAAGGGCCCCGCUGCCCCGGGCCCCCAGGCCUCCUCCCAGGCAGCAACGGUUCCAGGAGGUCCGGGCCCCUCCACCCCAGGUCCGGUGUAGAGACACGGCCGUGCACAACACCUUCAUGUGGGGGGACAUGAAAGGAGUGUAUGCGGUGCUGAAGGACCCUGCGAUGGUCAACGCCCUGAUGGAGACGGUGCAUGAGGAGAUGCUGUGGGCUCCAGAGAUGGGCAUGUGGACGCUGAGCUCCAAGGUGAAGCAGACUUCAGCAUUACGUCUGGCUGCCAGCAGAGGACACACAGGAUGUGUGGAGGAGCUGCUGUUCCGUGGGGCUGAGGUAAACGACGAUCCCGGAGGUAACACGGCCCUCCAUGACGCCUGUAUGGGCGGCCACGCGGCUUGUGUCCAGCUGCUGCUCUCUCACGGAGCAGAUCCUGACCUGCUGGCGGCAGACGGCAGCGCUCCUCUUCACCUCUGCACCUCCGCCCAGUCAUUGCAGUGUGCUGAGUUGCUGAUAGACGGAGGUGCAGAGGUCAGUGUGAGGAUGAGGGAGUCGAGGCUCACACCUCUGCACGUGGCCGCCCGGCGAGGCCUGGAGGAGCACGUGGAGCUCUUCCUCAGACACGGAGCAGAUGUGUCAGCCACAAAUCAAGAGGGGGAGACCCCUCUGAACGCUGCAUGCUCCGGUGCCGAGAGGCCCUCUGAGGCCGGCCGCUAUUUACGUGUGAUUCAAAAGCUGCUGGAUGCAGGAGCUGAUCCCAGAACUGCAGGCAGGAAGCAGCACACCCCUCUGCACAAUGCCUGUGCAAACUGCAGCCACCGAAUUGUGGACGUCCUCCUGCAGCAUGGAGCCAAGGCAGAUGUUACCAACUGUGCAGGAUACACACCAAUGGACUGUCUGUUACAGAAGUUGAAGCAGUGUGUCCUCUCUCCUGCCACUCUGGAGGUGAUGCUGAACUCGUACACAUCCAUCCCUCCCUGUGAGUGGAUGGACUCUCUGUCCACCGAGCUAUAUGAGGAGCACCGGCCGUUCUUUGACCUGGUGCGUCAGCGGAGCGGCCAGCCUCGCUCUCUGCAGCAUCUCUGCCGAUGUGCUUUACGCCUGCGCCUCAGAGGCCGAUGUUUCGCAGCAGUCCGUGAACUGGACAUUCCCAGCUCUGUGAGGGAUUACCUGCUGCUGUGUAAGGACGGGACGCUCCAGUAACUUCAUAUUGUGUGUGUGUGUGUGUGUGUGUGUGUGUGUGUGUAUG